This is a messenger RNA of Puma concolor (puma), 447 nucleotides long. It is a transcript of the gene CST11, whose product is annotated as cystatin 11. The record is from RefSeq and is a predicted model, not a curated record. Gene Ontology annotation, cellular component: sperm flagellum; nucleus; cytoplasm. Gene Ontology annotation, molecular function: cysteine-type endopeptidase inhibitor activity. Lineage: Eukaryota; Metazoa; Chordata; Mammalia; Carnivora; Felidae. Gene Ontology annotation, biological process: defense response to Gram-negative bacterium.
CAUUAUCCCACCUCGAGGAUCCUAUGAGGGAUGAUGGCCAGACCCUGGCAGACCCCACAACUCCUGCUGGCCAUCCUGGUGGCCCUGGUGGCCCUCACCCACCAAGAAAGAAGGAAAACCUUUAUGAGUGUCGAAGAAGUGCCUGUGUCAGAGCCCCAGGUGAUAGCCACCUUGCAGUUUGUGAUCAACGACUUCAACAAGAAGAGUGAUGACAAGUACAAUUUCCGGAUUGUGCGGGUCCUGAAGGUCCAGAAGCAGGUUACUGACCACAUGGAGUAUCAUGUGAACAUGGAGAUGCGGCGGACCACCUGUCAAAAGCUGGAGACUACUAACUGCAUGUUUCAAGAAGGGGAACUUUAUAAGCAAAUUGAGUGCUUCUACUCAGUGUUUGUUGUUCCCUGGUUUGAAAAGUACAAAAUUCUGAACAAAAACUGCACCGAUGGCUAG